Messenger RNA from Dermochelys coriacea (leatherback sea turtle), 5025 nucleotides. It is a transcript of the gene FAM120B, whose product is annotated as family with sequence similarity 120B. Lineage: Eukaryota; Metazoa; Chordata; Testudines; Dermochelyidae. Gene Ontology annotation, cellular component: nucleus. The record is from RefSeq and is a predicted model, not a curated record.
AUUGCUCAGAGAAUUCGGCUUAAAAAGAGAUCAACUAUGGGCAUUAAAGGUUUGCAGUGGUUUGUGGCAAACACUUGCCCUGAUGCAUGUACAAUGGUAAAUCUGAAGGAAAUGGCAGAAAAACACCACAUCAGUCAUCCUGACUCCCCUCCUGUAAUUGUGGUAGAUGCCAUGGGUUGUAUUCGACACUGGUACACACCAGAAUCCUGGGUCUGUGGUGGCCAGUGGCAAGAGUACCUUGCUAAUUUGCAGGAUUUUAUUAAAGCUUUUAUGGCAGCUGAUAUCAAGCUGGUGUUCUGCUUUGAUGGUGUGGUAGAGCAGAAAAAGAGAGCUGAAUGGGUCAAACGAAGAUUGAAGAACAACAAAGAAAUAGCCAGAAUCUUUCAGUUCCUCAAGUCCUAUAGACAACAACCAGGGAGAGGGAUGUUCUUUAUUCCUUCAGGGUUGGCAACUUUUACACGCUUUGCCUUAAAGUCUCUUGGUCAAGAAACAAUAUGUUCAUUGCAAGAGGCGGACUAUGAGGUGGCCUCUUAUGGUCUGCAAAAUAAUUGCAUGGGAAUUCUUGGACAAGAUACCGACUACCUCAUCUAUAACACCUCUCCCUAUUUUUCUAUUAAUAAGCUCUGCUUGGACAGGAUGGUCACUGUUAUGUACUCUAGAGAGAACCUCUGUCAUGCACUUGGCCUCAACAUAACAGACCUCCCUCUUUUUGCUUGUCUGCUUGGGAAUGAUAUAGUUCCAGAAGACAUUUUGGAGGGUUUCUGGCAGAAAUGUGUAGCUUCAUGUCCUCCAAAGAGCCAGAGCUAUGAUAAAAGGGCUAACAUAAUUUUAGCUGUAGCAAGCUACAUAUCAAGAGUUCCAUGCUCUUAUGAUAGCCUGAAAGACUUGGAAGAAAUGCUACCUUUGGCAUCUGACAAGAAAUUGCUUUAUAGGGGAGUGGAGUCCUAUCUCUUGCCUGGCCAACAGUCUCCAUGGCUUCCUCCCAGUGUAUCAAAUUCUCAAGUACACCUGGUCAAGCAAGAAACGGCCAUAUGUCCAGAUCAGGAGAUCUUUCAGCUAGCUAAAGAACAACACGUCAGAGCUGAUAAUUAUAUGGUGUACAAUGUCCUCAGUAAAGGAGAGGUUGACUGCAGCAAUACAUUGGAAGAUGAACUUGAUACAGAACUUCCUGGACAGGCACUUAUUUACCGUCCUGUUCGACAACAUAUUUAUUCUGUUCUGCUGGAGUCCGGAAAAGACACCUGCGGAGCCUAUCCUAUAGUAAAGGAGUGGUUUGUGUACUUUGGGAAUCCAAUGGAGCAACCAGACCUCGUACAGCCUAUACAGCUUGACAUCCCAGCAGGGUCGACAUCGGGCAGAACAUUGUGGCUCACUAAAGGACCAGAGGUGCAAACACUACGGUUUAGCACAUUUCUGGCAUGCUUUCACCUUCAGACAAUUGGAGAGUUCCAGUUACUGGACCCACCUGUUGCGGCUGUCUGCUGUCUGCUGAUUUACCUUACUCUGCAGGUGGACAGUCUCUCUCUGGAGGACUUGAAUGCGUUUGUGGCUCACACUCUGUGCCUUCAGGGGAAGUCAGCUGCUCAGCUAUCAGGCAUACAGCUUGCCCAGGUUGAUUCCAGAGCUGUUCAGCUUGGUUCUCUCUUCAUUCGUGGUCUUACAACUUUAAUUAUGGCCAAUAGUUCCCUUGGCUUUCCAAUGAAUAUGAAUGAUUUGAUGCCUUGGAAGGUGUUUGAUGGAAAACUUUUUCAAGAGAAGUAUCAGCAGUCACACAGAGGGUGUUCUUUGGAGGAGCUUUUGGAGGGCAAUGGAUCUUUGCACAUGCAGUUCCAGAAUCUGAAGUCAUUCAUUUGCGAGGCUUGCAUGGUAAAGAAAAGAACAAUUCAGAGCAGACGGCGAGGGAACGGAUUUAUCACAGAAAUGCAAGAAGGAGGAAGGGAACGUAGCUUCCAGCAAGCAUACACAACUUCUUUUGUUCCACCAUAUCAUAGUCAGAACAGGGGAUUCCAGUGGAGAGGCUCUCAACCUUACUUUUAUGGGUCUGAGGCACAACCUUCAGGUAGAGGACAUCGAGACCAGAGAAGACAUCGAGGCCAGAGGAGAAGGUUCCAGCUUGCUCCCCGGCUGUUUGUAUUUUAGAUGGCCCAGAUGACUUUGUCCUUGACUGGAACUGAAUGAAAAGUGAUAAGAAGACAAGAUGUUUUUAUAAAGUACUAUACAUUGAAUAUAAUAAAAAUCAUUUCAGUAUUUCUAUUGUACCAUCAAGAAAAUGUCAAAUUGAAUACACAUUUUAAAAUCGGUGGUGGGAAGGAUUUAGUUACAAACACAUUAUCCUGACUUCACUCGGUAUUUCCAAUCCCAUUUCAUUUUGUACCUCUGAUACUACUUUUUCAUUGCUAAUGUAAUGUUUAUAAGAGUAUGUGUUUGUUCUGAGGCAAAUUUUGAAUUAUUUAAUUCCCAGUACCACAGUGAUGAGCACUUUACAAAAGCCUAAGGCAGACAGUUAUGAAAUCUAAUAAUAAAGGAAAUGUGUACAGAAACAGAGGCCACCUUUAUGUGGUGAAGGAGAUGGAGGAAAUCUAAAGUGGUAAAGACGUGAGUGAGCUUAAGAGUAUGUCUACACUGCAGUUAGACACCUGCGGCUGGCCUUUGCCAGGUGACUUGGGCUUGGGCUAAGAGCUGUUUAACUGUGCUCUAGACAUGUGGACUCCUACCUCACAGGCUCAAGCCCUUAGUCCAAGCCUUGUGAGCCCACAUCAACUGGCACGGGCUAGCUGUGGGGUUUUAACCUUUAAACCUUUAUGCCACAUAUACACACAUUGUAUGUAUGCCACAUCUUUUACAGAAGAAGUAUUUUAGAAGUAUUUCAGAUAGCUUUAAAUACAAAAGCUGUGUUUUUAAGUAUCUAUCUAUCUGUAAAGUCAGGUGGCUUAGUUACAUGAGACCAUCUAUGCAGGGCUCAAAGGAAGAGGAAAAUUUUAUAGCUAAAACAUUUUAGAAAUCUUUAAAAAUACCCUUAAGCUCACUUAUGUUUUUUCUAGACACAAAACUGUUCACAGCUUUAAAGUCUCAUUCUUAGAUCUUCCAGAGCAAAAGGAGUGUUGUGUCCCCAUUUGGGAAACCUAGUAUUUUCCUUUUCAGUUGUGUAAUGGUCCCAUUUCUAGUCUUUUGCAGUAUUAUACAUCAAACCUUAAACUGGUCAUUGACUGAGAAGAAAAUAUUGCUCAUCCUGGACCUUGGGCCUCUGUAGUUUGGGGGGACAUUCCAAAUGGGGGGAAGGAGACAAAACAAAUAUUUCUUUCAAAUUCAUUUUUUUGGUCAGCAAUUUGAAGCACAACAGUUGAAAUGAUUUUACCAUGUGUGUAGAAUGCUCAGAAUGGUCUCACCCGAUAUAGAUUAGUGGACAGUGCGCAGGUGUGGCAACCAAUCAUGUACCAUAAAUUAAUUUCUCACAGGCCUACAAUUUGUCAUAUGGAUUUCCCUAUUACAUGUAGGGUAGUGUGUAUAGAAUGUGUGGGCGUGUAUUGUAGAUUAAAUCUGUAUGUACAAAUAUUUGGCAUGAAGAAAAUACAUAAAUUCUUCUUGUAUCUCAAAGAAUAGGUUUAUUUCUAAUGUUAAGGAUUAUUAACAAAUGAAUUCCAUAGCCACAGUAGAAGCUUGAUUUAUCGUUAUGGUACAAUGAUUACAGAUUAGUAGUUUGUAGUUAAUUCUGGUACUAGUUAGCUCUGUUGCUGUCACGCCUUAGGUCUUGUGCAGAUGUCCAUUUUUGAUCCAACUAUCCAUCGAGUUUUUCCCAUCUAACUUCUGAAUUCUCUAAACAUAAACAUGCUGUCAUUUGUACAUAAUGUGGUACUAUGAUUUUCUCAUAUGUAUUUUUAUUGUCUGAAAUACAAUACAUGUACUGUGACAUAAAUACAAAGCUUCAACGCAGCUAAAUAAAUAAUUAAUAGCCCAGUAUUUUUAAUUCUAUUUAAAAAAAAUGAUGCUGAUUUCACUUUAUUUAAAUAGGACACUAUUUUUGUCUGAUUUGCUUUCUGAGGAUGAUACGAUUAUGGGUGGGGUAGUCCUGCCAUAUUUUCCUACCAGCUAUUCACUUUAUGUUUAAAUGUACUAACUGCUAUUUAGUCAAACUUUUUGGGAGAAUGUAGAAAUGUGGGCUUAUUCAAAGAUCACUAGUUUCAGAAACCUCAUUAUAUGCAAUGGUGCUUUAAAAAAAAUCUAAUUGUGCAUCAGCAUUUUGUAGCUAUUUUUACAUCAGUGUCUUCCAGGACUUCUAGUGGCCUCAAUAAAUGAAGUGGUAGUAAACUAAAAUUAAAUAUGAAUUUAGUGGGAGCUUUUGCUGUGAUAGGAUUGGGCACCUUUUAAGAAUUGCCAAUGAGAUGAAAAGGCACUCUCUGACAUUUUUCUUCUUAUGCUGGACCAUAGCCAGAAGCUGCUAAUUAUCCAGACUUCUAAGCAAAAGAUUUUCUCCUUAGAAAUCAUGGGUUUGGAUCAGGAGUUCCAUGCAGGUGCUGUGCUCCUGUCCAAAGAGUAUUAGCUUGUGUUAGAGUGCUUUGUUUCUGUCCUCCUGGCCAAGACUAGUCAUAGCUAUGUGAGGCCUAUGGACAAGAAAAGGUAAUCACACAAGGAAAAAAUGGGCUUCCUGAACAUGCACAUUUGACCUGGCCCUCAGUGCCUGGAAGACAGAUUUCGUAAGCUGACAGUGUUGCCCCACCUGGGAUGCCUUGAGCCUUGGGAGGAAGAAGGAGCUGCACCACAGGUGAAAGACAUAGAAUCGAAGAAAUGUAGGACUGGAAGGGACCUCAGUAGGUCAUCUAAUCCAGUGCCCUGCCCUGACGCAAGACUAAGUAUUGUCUAGACCAUCCCUGACAUAGCAGUUUGGAACUGGAAUUGAGGAGGUGUAAUUCUGGAGGAGAAAAAUAUAAGGAAAAAAAUUCUUAUUCCACAAACUGUUAAAUUGCUAAUUACUUCAACAAGUCUAAAAUAUGCAGCUGUAUUUUAAGAAAUAAACAAAUCAUUCACUGA